Molecule: messenger RNA, 1394 nt
Organism: Erythranthe guttata (spotted monkey flower)
Lineage: Eukaryota; Viridiplantae; Streptophyta; Magnoliopsida; Lamiales; Phrymaceae
Source: RefSeq, a predicted model, not a curated record
UAUGCGUUGUUCUCACAAAAACCAAUAACGAAAAAAAAAAAAAAAAAAAAAAGAAAAUGGGAAAGGAGCUCGAAAAUCCCGCCACCACCACCACCGCCGCGGCGCAAGAAUAUACUGACGAGAUAGACAGCUGCUGUUCCACUCCGUACGUGAGUGCCCCUUCCAGCCCUGGCCGCGACGCCCCUCUUUCUGGAUAUUACUAUAGUGCCCCCGCCAGCCCCAUGCAUUUUAUGCUCUCUGCUGCAACUAAUUAUACUUCUUCCUCCGCCUCCGCCUCCACAGACGCUAGUGGUUCCUUCGAUUUCGAUUUCUCCGCCACGCUGCCUUCCUCCGGCUGCGCCUCCCCGGAAUCAAUGACCUCCGCCGACGAGUUAUUUUGUAACGGCCAGAUCCGGCCAAUGAAACUGUCCAGUCACCUCCGGCGGCCUCAGCUGCUCGACCCUUUGAUCGAAUCCUCCGACGACGACGUAUCGGAGGAUCAAACCUUCGGCCGCGGGAGAGAGUUGAAGUUCCGAUCCGGAUCUCUGCGGCGGAGGGCCAGAUCCAUGUCGCCAAUGAGGAGCACUACGACGCCGUUUCACCGGGAUACAGACGACGAUUGCAAAAAUAUAGCCAAUACAGAUGAUGACGAUGAUGGUAAAUCACCAAGGACCGACGCCGACGCCGACGCCAACAAUUUGGAGGAGGAGGAAGAAGAAAAGGCCGGAACAACCAGCGAAACGGCGGCGGCGUGCGCUUCCAGGUCAUCGAGUUCGAAGAGGUGGGUGUUCUUGAAGGAGUUUCUUUACAGAAGCAAGAGCGAAGGAAGAAACGAUGGACACAAAUUUUGGGGAUCUUUAUCAUCUUUUUCACCUGUUGUCAAGGAUAAAAAAAUGACGGCGCCAGCGACAAAGACUAAACAGCAAAUUAAUACAAAGACAAGUCUUAAAAGUAAACGAAGAGCCGGGGUGGUGCCGCCAUCGGCACACGAAGUGCAUUAUAAUGCGAAGAGGGCGCAGGCGGAGGAGAUGAGGAAGAAAACAUUCUUACCGUACAGACAAGGACUCUUUGGAUGUUUGGGUUUCAAUUCAAAGAGCUAUGCUGCCAUUAAUGGUUUUGCUAGAGCUACUUUCAACACUACUCCUCCUGUUUCUUCCAGGUAAAACUUAUAAAUUAAAUUAAAUGAAUAUUAUUGGAGAUAUUACUACUUACUUACUAUUAGUGGCCGGAUUUGUAUAGAAAUAAAUGUAAGUCUUUCUUUUUUCUUUUCUUUUUUAUUUAAAUAAUAAAGUUUAUAUAUAGAUGCUCGUCGUGUAUGUAUUGCAGCUUCUAAUAGUAAAGAUCGAGAUCUCUACUGUUUUUGACAUAAUAAAUGUAUGAUGAUGAACACAGUUGAUUUUUUCCUUUCUAAUUAA